Microplitis mediator is the source of this 1916-nucleotide messenger RNA. RefSeq lists its product as uncharacterized. The coding region runs from base 320 to 760 and encodes 146 amino acids. Gene Ontology annotation, biological process: positive regulation of voltage-gated potassium channel activity; sleep; regulation of synaptic transmission, cholinergic. The record is from RefSeq and is a predicted model, not a curated record. NCBI's taxonomy places the organism in Eukaryota, Metazoa, Arthropoda, Insecta, Hymenoptera, Braconidae. The transcript has 3 exons.
CGGUCGUGGGGUGGCAGAGCGGUGCCAACCAGUGCCGACGACAUCAACAGUUCUGUCUGAGCUCUCGAAGUCGUGGGGUCGCUCGGUCGGUAGGUCGGCAACCCCGCUUUGAGAAUUUAAAUCUCUCUCAUUCAAUCUCGAGUCUUCAGCUCGUUCUAUUCGGUUUUCAUUGUGCUACUCUCAAGUACACUUAAUCCUCUUGUGAUACUCGAUACGUCUUUCGUCGUAAGUACAAUACUAAACUGUCGAUAACACACUCUUUUAUACUGUGACAAAUACUUUUAUUUAACGAAAUACGAUUUUGUGCUAAAGGGUAAUCAUGAAGGCCCAUACACUUGUCGUGGGCGCCUGCUUCUUACUCAGUUUAUCUGGCAUUAAUGCACUUGAGUGUUACGUUUGUAACAGCUACACUGACAGUCGGUGUGCUGACAAAGAACCACAUCCAAGUCUCAUUCAAAAAUGUGACAUGCUCUCCAGUGGUGGUACCAAGUACACGAUGUGCAGAAAAUCUGUCCAGUCUAUUGAGUUUGUAGUAAAUGGAUUACCACCAGAGGUUCGAGUAAUAAGAACCUGCGGUUACGACGAAUCAAACUACAAGGGCCGAUGCUACCAACGAGGAGGUUUUGGAGGCCGACAGGAGGUCUGCUCGUGCUUGACUGACCGUUGCAACGCAGCGACGCCGAUCUUUGAUAAAGCACCUCACUUUAUUUUAAUGCUUUUGUGUAUUAUCGGUAGUGCCGUGCGCACCAUCGGCAAUUAAUUAAACACAGCUCUUGAGCUUGUCGUAAACGGGCCGUCGAGAUCCGGCCGAUAAUGAUGACGCCGGACUUAAAAACGUAAUGUCAUCAUCAUCGUUUCGGACUCGUAGAAAUAAUUUAAAUAAUAAUAAAAUUAUAAAUUUAACAACCAGAGUACCAUUUAAUAAUGGCAACGAAAAAUAUUUAAAAAUAAUUUUCGAUCGCGUCGAAUGUUCAUGUUGUUGAUUGCGUUAUUGUUGCCGGCGUGACGGUAAGUCCGCGCCUCUCCUUAAAUACAAUCUCAUUGAUACCAAAAAAUAAAAUAUACUAAAAUUAUAAUAUAAUAAUAAUUAAAAAUUAAAAUUAAACAGAUAAGAUAAUGAUAUUGAUAUUAAGGAGAGAUAAAAUGUGUAUGUAUAAAUGACCGUAUGAACACGCUUAAAAUUAUUAUUGCCGUAUAAAAUGCACAAUUGAGAGGUGGUUGGGCCCUGGUGGAGUAUUCGAGUCAUGUGAGGCAAGUGUGCGCAGUGGGUAAGUGCGCCAACCCAUGCAUUUCCGUCCGAAAUGAAUGGAUUUGCGCGCGCUUACACAUCGCGCACACUUGCCUCACCACUCUGUCAUCAAUCGUCACUAUUAAUUAAUAAUUAAAUAUUAAUUAUUAAUUACGGGCCAAUUCGCAUGCACGGGGAAUUUAAUUGUGGCCCCGUUGCCUCGAGCAUUACUCACACUGCCUCGAAAAAAUACGAUUCUCUUUAAAUUACUCUUUAUUGUUUAUUAUUUAUUUUUAUUUUUUCCUUUUUUUACGAUAAUAAAUAUUAAUUUGUUCUUGAUCAUCAUUGUUUUUAUCAAAUCGUUGGCUUAGCUGACUUGUUUAAACAUACGCGGUAAUAUAAUUAUUAGCUUAGUAUGUGAUAAAAAAAAUUGAGUAUAAUAUUUUGUAUUUUUUUUUAACAUUCCGAUGAUGCUCGAGAAAAAAUUAAUGGAAAAAAAAAAAAUAAUAAAAGUAAAUUUAAUUUAAUAGGGAGUCAGCUCGGGCACUGUUCACACUUUAUUAAAUAAAAAAAAAAAGUAAUGUUCUGUGUGUAGAGCUUAAUUAAAAUAAAAAAUACAAAAUGAAUGCGUUAUAAAUUUUAAGAGAGAUUAUUGAUAUAAAUAAAUAUAAAAAUUAAUAAAAGAAAU